AACUGUCCAGUAAGCUGUUCCUCUACGAUCAUCGAUUCGAUUGAUUUCUCCGUUUGGAAGGAUGAAGAACCAAAAAGAGCGCUGCCGAUCACAAAGGAAACGCUAGAGAAAGCGAUACGAUUGGGAAUUGAGCAGUACAACAGGCUGCAAGCUGCAGAAGGUCGUCGAAUAAAAUUACAAGGACCAGCUCCUAAUGCUGCCGGCCAGUCUGCCAUUUUCUCUCAUGCCACACUUAUGGCUCCAAAAAGGGAGUCUCUUGAUAUUGCCAGAACAGCAGGGGUACUACGAGAAGCGACACAAGUUUUGAUCAAAGGCACAGGCCUGAGUGACGCUGAGCGGCUUCCUAUCGGAUUGGACGUCAGCACACUUCAACAGCUUCUUCCCAGAUGU
Ostertagia ostertagi is the source of this 390-nucleotide messenger RNA. NCBI's taxonomy places the organism in Eukaryota, Metazoa, Nematoda, Chromadorea, Rhabditida, Trichostrongylidae. The record is from the annotation of a GenBank genome assembly.